CCUCAUCUCGAGUUUCAAACUCGUGUGAGUAUAUAAAGAGAUUCUAACUAAACAACACAACAUUCCAUUGACCCCUUUCGCUUCUCUGACUCACCUCUCUGAAAUUCUUGAGAGAGAGAGAAACACAAAUUCUAGAGAGAGAGAGAGCGGGAGACAGCGAUAGCAUAGGGAGAGCUAAAGGAAGAUAAAGGUUUGAAGACUUUUGGAAGUUGAAUCGAAGCUGACAUAUUCAACGGAUAAAAAUUAAUAAGGCAAAGGACAAAGGGUCAAUAGAUUGAAAUGAUGUUAGACUAUUCUUCAGAAGCCUAACGUUGAUGCCAGCAGUUAAAAUGGUGGCCAAAUCACCUAUCACUUGCAAAAGAGAUGGGAAGUAUCCUCGUGUGUCUCAUAAGUCAAAUAGGAUAUGCCAUAGAGUAUGCAAAAGACCGCGUUCGAUGGUCGGAGUUACCAAUGAAGUGGAAAAUUUAGAUCUAUCAAGCCAAAUACCUUGUAAUGGUGAUAAAGAAUCUCCAAAGGAGGGUAACAAUGAAGAACACCAAAUGUCUUCCAAUAUAGAUACAUAUGUGGGGCAGAACGGUCUUUCAUUCAAUGGUUGUGCAGAGUUAGUAGUAGAAACGCAGGAUUCUUUUCCGGUUUCUGUUCCCGCAAUCUCAGAUUCAGAUGCAUUGUUGGCUUAUUUUUACAGAUCUGACGAUAAUCUAUUUGAUGGAGUUAAUGGGGAUGAAAUCAAUACCCAACCUGAUCAAGUGGAUGCUAAUAACUUUUCUAAUUUCCAAACACCAUAUAUGCUGGACUUGUAUAUGGAUGAAGCAUGUCUUGAUGGGUUUUCCUUUGACGGGAUGAAUCUAUUUGAUGAUAGUCUUUACUAUAGUAUCCUUAACGAUCUUGAACUUUUUGAGACAAAUAUGAUGUAUGAUCUUCCUGCUCUUGAGGACACCAUAGGAGCACCUAAUUACCAAUAUGUAGAGUCUUCUGAAGAGGUUCAUGAGCAGAUUCCAGAUUCUUCAUGGUUCAAUUCCAUUUGCCAUCAGGCCAAGCCGGUUUCUGAAGAACUUGAUGUCAAGUCCUGUCAGUUUGAUUCUGAAAGAGUCGAUUAUGCUGAUCAAGAGAUAAUGGUAAAAAACUUCUUGGAGGUAUCUGACGAAUCUAACUUGUUGCCAGCUCUAGUAAGCAAGGAGACGAGGAAAACCAAGCGUGUCACCCUUGUUCUUGAUUUGGAUGAAACUCUGAUCCACUCUACAAUGACGCAAUAUGAUAGUGGUGCUGACUUCACAAUUCAAAUUUUACUUGAUAAGGAGUACACUGUUUAUGUGCGAAAAAGGCCCUUCCUUCACGAGUUUUUGGAGAGAGUAUCGAAGAUGUUUGAAAUAAUCAUUUUCACAGCUAGUAAAAAGAUUUAUGCUGAAAAGUUGCUAGAUGUUCUUGAUCCUGAAAAAAAGCUUUUUUCUCAUCGAGCAUACCGGGAUUCGUGCCUCUUUCAAGAUGGUACCUACACCAAAGAUUUGACUGUUCUUGGAAUUGACCUUGCAAAAGUAGCCAUAGUAGACAACUCUCCUCAGGUGUUCAGGUUGCAAGUUAACAAUGGAAUUCCUAUAGAGAGUUGGUUUGAUGAUCCAUCUGAUUCUGCCUUAAUGUCUCUACUUCCUUUUCUGGAGAAACUGGUCGAUGUAGAUGAUGUCCGCCCCAUUAUUGCGGAGAAAUUUGGGAAUAAAUUUUAGCACAUUGGCAUAUAUUCUGGACCUCAUUGCCUUUCAUAGAAGCAGUAGAUUAUUCUAAUCUUAGGAUACUGCAUUAGUCAAAAAUAAGUUAGAAAUAAGUCAGAAAUAAGUUAGAAAUAAGUCAGAAAUAACUCUGUCUAGUUGUUUUGCAGACUUUAGUUUGACUCUAGUGAGUUGUUAGAAAUUAGUUAUGAUUAUGUGAUAGUUUCAUAGCAUUUUUAUAAAUUGUACAGAAAUGGUACAAUAGUUUGGGUCCAAAUUUUGAAUUUUGAUUUGUUCAAAGUACUAUAGAGGUUGUGUUAUUGGGGAAAGUUUAUAUUUCAGAAGCUGUUUAUAAUUUAUAUAUAUGUUUUCGUUUCUAA
This is a messenger RNA of Lathyrus oleraceus (garden pea), 2080 nucleotides long. RefSeq lists its product as uncharacterized. The transcript has 8 exons. The record is from RefSeq and is a predicted model, not a curated record. Bases 315 to 1718 code for a protein of 467 amino acids. Gene Ontology annotation, molecular function: phosphatase activity. Lineage: Eukaryota; Viridiplantae; Streptophyta; Magnoliopsida; Fabales; Fabaceae.